Lepisosteus oculatus (spotted gar) is the source of this 10247-nucleotide messenger RNA. RefSeq lists its product as uncharacterized. Lineage: Eukaryota; Metazoa; Chordata; Actinopteri; Semionotiformes; Lepisosteidae. The record is from RefSeq and is a predicted model, not a curated record.
GGAAGAAGGAAAAUUCAACUCUCUUCGUGCAAUAAAGAUGCAAACAGCUCAUGUGCACAUCAUUCCGGAUUAUUGAGUUAACAUCAUGGAGCAGCUCAAGGAAGAAAUCCAUCACCUUUGCUUGUGCUACCCUGAGGGUAUCCCGAUACUGAAGAUUCCACUGGUUUACAGACAAACCUUCAAGAAGCAGCUUGACCUCGGCCUGCAUGGCUUUGGGUCUCUGGAAGGCCUUCUUGAGGAGAUGCUGGACAAAGUCUCCUUGCACUUUGAUGAGAAAGGGGUGUGGGUACAGUCCGCAUCCAGUCCAGAGGACUUCACACCACUGCUUUCCAGUCCACCUGAGUUGCCAGCAGCCAUUCCACCACCAAGCCAAUCAAAAUGUCAAGCUCUGAACAAACUCAGGGAGCGUCUGCAGAGCCUGUUCCGGCUGUACCCCUCUGGCAUUCCACUGCACAGGCUGUGCAACACUUACAACCAGGUGUAUAAGGAGUGCCUCACCCUGAAGAAAUACGGAUUCAAGUCUCUGAAGGAGAUGGCGGGGCAGCUGACCGACGUCUGGGAUAUGGUCCCCGCUGACAGUGGGAUUCUUCUGAUAGGAAAACCCUGUGAUGAUGCAGUGCUCAAAACUUCCCCUGACGAUCCUGAAAGCCAACAUGCAGAUUUGAGAGCACCACAGCCUGGCCCGCCUCAAGUCGAAGACUCUGCAGGAGAAUGCUCAAUAGAGGCCUUUCGUGAAAUGCUGCAAAGACUGUGCAAGAGGUAUCCAGGAGGUUUCCCUGUGAAUAGGAUCAGCAAGAACUUUUACUACAGGUACCAAAAGCCCCUUUCUGUGAGAAAGUUGGGAUUCAAAUCAGUUAAAGAUUUGGUGGCAUCAAUGAGCGACAUAGUCGAUAUGGUGAAGCAGGAAAGUGGCUAUGUCAUUCGAAGCAAAUCCGCCUCAGCCUCGUGGGACACAGAUGGUGCCAGUGAUGUUUCAGCCUUAACUGGUUCAUCUCCUGCUGUGUCUCCGCCUCAGCCUGUAGCAGCUACGCCCAAAGAUGAUAUGAAACCACAGCUGAGAGCGGAGUUAAUUGCCUUACUCCAGAGCUUCCCCCAAGGCGUAGAACUGACCAGAAUCCGCAAGACGUACGGAAUGAUGUACAAUCGCAAGCUGCGCCUGAAGGAUUAUGGCUUGGAGGGCCUGCAGGAGCUGCUGCUGCUGCUCGGAGAUGAGGCCCGGAUGGUGCAUGAAGGUGGAAAGAAUAUCGUGAAGGCGGUGAGCCUGGGCGACUGUGCAGGCCUCCCUGCGGAUAGAGACUUCGACUGGAGCGCCCCAGGUCAGCAGGGGGACCCGGAUGCCAGCGCUAGUUCUUCCGUCAAGAGGGGUUCAGGCAAAAUGGAGAAGGCUUGCUGGGAAGUCACAGAGCUAUUAAAACAGCACUCUCAAGGUAUUCCACUCAAAAAGCUGGCUCUCUUCUACAGUCAGAAGUACAAGAGGAACCUGACUGUGAGGUCUUUCGGCUUUCCUUCUGUCACCAGUUUUAUAGAUUUUUUGAAGGAUGACUUGCAUAUAGAAGAAGAUUUGGUUUUUCACAAUUCUCACCACAGGCCAAUCUCUGCGACUUCUGUUCUCCCAGGUCCAGAGACAUCAAAGGCUCUGGAGAUGAAGUGGGCCACACAGCCACUUCAGCCUCAGGCUGCCAAGGCUGAACCAUCAGCUAUACAGCAGAGCACUAUGAAAAUAGCGAAGCAGAGAGCGGAAUCCCCACAGCCACCAAAGCCUACAGUUCAGGGACCAGCCCUGUUAGUAACUCCAGCUGCGGUCUUCCCAGGGCCCUCUCACUGGCCACCUGUUGUCCCGUUUCCUGUGGCUUCUGCAGUUUCCCAGUCCGACUUCCCAGCUCUGGGAGCCAAGCUGACAAAAGCCCAGCAGAAGAAUCUCCAGGGGGAGGCAGCACAGAAAGAGAGAAGCAAAUCAAGUGCCCCAGUGUUUAAGGAGGCCUACAAUGCCCAGAUGAGGGAAAUUCACAAUUCAAACAUGCAGGCUGCAGAAGUUCUGGAAGGUCUCAGUUUGGAGAGGAGGCCUGGGAGAAACUUCUCCAUUUCAGAGGUGAACAGCCUGGCUCAGGACUGCAUCCGUGCCAUCGCUGCCGAGGGAGAGCUUGUCACGAGCAAAGAGGUUGACUCCCGAAUCUGCAGACUUUUACGAAUUAAGUCCCUGCAUAGUAUACAAAUUGUUGCUGUGCGAGAUCUAACUGCUGUGAAGGAGCUUCAGAGAACCCUCAGGGAGAUAAAUAGUUUUAUUGAGUCGGUGGAAGGAGUGCGCACAGUGUGCACCCUCUAUGAACUCGGCCAGAGCUUGGCAGCCCUGAAAAACAAGAAGCGUUUUGAGGAGCUGAGUUUGGGCCCCCUGUGCAAGAUUCCUCUGAUCCACAGAAUGUUUAAAGUGGAUCGCACGUGGAAGGACGAUGACAUACGUGAGAUCGAAACUGUGGACAUCAUAAAGAGUCUGCGUGUCUUCAUGAAAGAGUACAACCUCAACCGCUCCAAAGUGGACCUGGCUGAUUUCAUGAAACACUUGGCGGAUCAGUAUAACUGCGAGUCGCCCUACGAGCUGGGAGUCAGAAUCCAGAGCAUCGCUCUUUCCAUUUCGACACUGAGGAAAGCUGUGAAAUCCGAGCAUGAGUCUAUGGACAAAGCCAGGGCCACCAUUCAGAGGGAAAUCAUGGAAGAGGUGGAAACCAGGAUGAGAAAGAUCAAGAGAACCCUGAUGGAGCCAGCUCAGGGGCCUGAGCUUUUCUCUUCAGGGGGCAGUAGGGAGCUGAGGAAGAAGUACACUUCCCUGACUGCAGCGGAGGCAGUGCUGGAAGUCUUCAAGAACACAGAGGGGGUGUUCAGCACCAGGAUGACCAAGCAUGUUCAGGAUUUUUUGCUCCGGGUGUCAGGUGACCGGUUGUCCACUGCAUUGUUCCAACUGGCCAUCUGUGGCGGCUCUCUGGAGGUGCCCACGGACUUGGUGGCCAAAGAGAAGACCCACAAGCCCACCCAGGAUAAGGAGACCAGGGAACAGAAAGCAGCUGUAGAAACUCCUAGCGAAGCUUCCGUGAAGCAGUAUUUCCAGGAGAAAAUUUCCAAAUUCAAUGGGUUGCCUGACCUGUCCUACCUGUCCAAGCUGGAGAAGGCUAUGGUUAAUCAUUUUAAGUUUAAAGAGUUUGCCCAUAUGGAACACGGCACCUUCUUGGAGUUCCUGGUGAAACAGUCUCAGAUUCUGAAGGAGGCUGGUGUAGGGGCUCUACCACUCAGCAGUUGGGACUCCAGGGCGUGUGGCUUCAGACCCAGCCAGCAGGAUGUCUUCGAGUUCCUCAAACAGUGUGGAGUUGAAGGCCAAGACAGACUUCCUGCCAUCGAAUCCGCCUUAAGAAAUCACUACAAAGUGAGAGACAGUCGGGAGCUGGGGUACGGGUCCUUGUCUACUCUCGUCGUCCUUGUUCAGCGCCAGAAGCAGCAGAGCAAUGGGAUUCACGCCAGCCCUGUGCGUUACGAAGCGCCGCUGUUUGCCAGGGAAGCAAGGAGCUCCUGGACUGAGGCAAAUGAGUCGGUAGGCCUGUUGGGGCCACAGAGCAUAGGAAACGCCCUGGCCUGUCUCCUGAGCGCUCCCCUGCUGGAGGACCUGUCAGAGUGGUCGCAGUGGGAGCUGGUGUUCGAACCCGAGCAUGGAAACCUUAAGGAUUUCAUAGAGAAGAACGCUGGAAAGAAAAUCACCCAGCUGGCAGGAGAAACUGUUGUAGGUGACCUGGUGGCUCUAGAGGUGAAGCCAGGAAUCUUGCUUAGAGUCACAAAUUUCACCAGCCCUCAGCUGUUUGCAGAGGCAGCAACAGCACUGGACCCCAUUGACACUGCUGGGCAUCUGGUGUCCGUAGUGCUGGCUGAUGGGAUUGCUAAUGCACCUAUAGCUCUGUUGGCCAAUCACAUGGAAAGCUCCCUCGCUGCUGCUAUGGUCCAAGAAGAUUUUUCACAGCCUGAAGAAGCACUUUCACUGAACACAACUGCCAAGUUUGUCCUUGACUGUCUCAUUCGAAUACCAACAAAAAUUUGCAAAUCCCUAAUUAAGCAGAUCUUCCUUGAGCCGUUCUCCAAGGUGCUGGGGCAGGCCAAGUCCAAGGCGGUUCUUUUACAGGCAGCCCGAUCGGACCGCCGCUACAAGAACAGACUGCACCAGAUGGGCCUGCUGCUGGGUCUGACGGAGUGGGUGAAAGACUUUCAGACCAAGCUGAGCUCACCCCAGCUGCCUGUGGUACCGUCCAAGAUCUCAAAGGCUAGAUCUGCUGACUCUAUGUCCCAGAGUAGCAAGUCACUGGUGGCUGACUUCAGUGAUGAGGAACCCGAGCUGGAGUCUGAUUCAGAGCCUGAAGACAACUCCUCAUCGCAGAUCUCUGAUGACGAGGAGCAGAAUUAUGAACUUACCUCAGAACAAAACAGCCAGGUCUCCAACACCUCUGAGAGCCAGGGCCUGAGUUCUGGGGCUGUGAACGCAGACCCGGCGGAGAUGGACGUGCAGGGAUCCGAAGACUUGGGGAAAAGCCUGGCCGAGGAAAGAGUGAACCAGUGCAAAGCUAUCAUCGACGAUAUUAGAAAAACUGAAUUUGGCAUCGGGGUGGACUUGAACGAAGAGGGCAGGAACCUGAUGAAUGUCCAUCAGGAGCGGCUUGGCCGAAGCCUGGACAGACUGUCCACUGAGCUGUACAGCAAGGACACGCACUUCGUGCUAGAGCUGAUCCAGAAUGCCGAUGACAACAGCUACCCUGUUGAUGGGGGCCUGCAGCCAGCUCUGACAUUCAUGGUGGAGAAGGACUGCAUCUCCAUCCUUAACAACGAGUGCGGCUUCGAGGAGAGGAACAUUCGUGCCGUCUGUGAUGUGGGCAGAAGCACAAAAGGGAAACACAAAUACGGCUACAUAGGCCAGAAGGGCAUUGGCUUCAAGUCCGUUUUCAAAGUGACCGACUGUCCAGAGAUUCACUCCAACGGUUUCCACAUCUGCUUUGACAAGAACAGUGGGCCGAUGGGCUACAUACUGCCACACUGGCUCGAAACAGAGAGACCCCUACCUGUGGCAGAGGAACUGAAAUUAAACAGCAGUUGGACCACGAAGAUAAUCUUGCCUCUCCGGUGUGAGAGCUACCAGACGCGGAACCUCUUCCAUGACGUUCACCCAUCGCUGCUGCUGUUCCUCCACAGGCUGCGUUCGAUCACCAUCGUCAACCAGAGUGAGAACCGUGUCAUAUCAAUGACUAGGAGAGAUCUGGCCGGCAAUGUCCUAGAGGUGCAGCACACAGAUGGCACGGAGCGGUGGCUGGUCUUGAAACGCACUCUGUGCGCCAAGAAGAUCAAGGACAACGUGGAGUCCACUGAAAUAGCGCUGGCCUUUAAACUCAGCAAUGGAGAUGACUGUCAAGGCCUGACCAUGCAGCCAGAGAAGCAGCCUGUCUUUGCCUUUCUGCCCUUGAGAAGCUUUGGGUUUCGCUUCAUCAUUCAAGGGGACUUUGACAUUCCGUCCUCCAGAGAAGACGUGGAUCGUGACAGCCCAUGGAAUCAGUGGCUCCGUUCAGAAAUCCCUCAGCUCUUCCUUCACGCCAUGGACAUCUUCAUGGAACAUCCAGAAUUCAGUGGCCUGCAAGGUCUCUGUCAGUUCCUGCAGUUUAUCCCCCUUCCAGAUGAAAUUCUGGACUUCUUCAAUCCUGUGGCUGGAAAGAUCAUCCAGCUCCUUAAAGGAAAAGCUUGUCUGCCCACAAAGGAGGAUAAAGAGGGCAAUGUGGAGUUCAAGCUGCCCUCCCAGAUUGCCGUGUCCCAGGACGUGCUGAUCCAGGAGGUGAUUAGUCCAGAGCUGCUGCAGCGGCACCUGAACCUGUCCUACCUGCACCCCGCCUUGCAGUCCGCCCUUCCCCACUCCCUGAUCACCGCCCUGGGGGUGCACCGCCUUAGGGGCUCCGACAUCACCGCCAUCACCAGUGCCAUGGCUCAGGAGCUCCUCCGGGAGCACAGCGCACACAGCGGUGAGUCCCUGAAAAAGGUGGCCAAACUGCUGGUGUGUAACUUCCGCACCCUGGAGCAGGAGUACCAGGAGGCCGACGCCAUGUUACAGGCCCUCCGAAAGAUUCCCAUCAUCCCCCUGGCUGAUGGCCGCAUGGUGGCUCUGGAUGGAGUGGGCGUCUUCUUCCCCCUCAGCGACCCUCACAGUGUCCAGACAGGCCGGGAAGCCAUUUAUAAGGAUCUUAGUACAGUGAACCCCAGGCUGCUGGAGUGCCUUGAUCCCCUGGGUAACUCUCAAGUAAGAGAGCUGCUGAAGAGACUGGAAGUGCAUGAGCUGGAGCCAGAGAAAGUCCUCCAGGAGCACAUUUAUCCCAUUCUGAAGAGCGGCACAUGGAAGGUCAAGCCUGAAGACAUUGUUAUCAGCUACCUUGUGUUCAUCAAGCAGCAUUCGUGCGGUCGAGACUAUGUGAAAUUGGAUGCAGCAAUCCCAGUUUUCACAAACAAGGGUUUUGUGUGUCCCAGAGAAACCAAGGUGCAGUUUUCAGAGGAGUAUGGAAACAUUGACCUGCCAUCAAAGCUUCCAGGGGUGGACUGGGUGUUGCUGCACAGCUGCUAUUUGAAAGCAGACCUGGAUCCCAGUGGCUGGAGAGAGUUCUUCAGUGCUUUAGGCGUUCAAGAUUUGUUCAUCUUCAAAAAGACAAAGCGUUCCCUGACGCUGAAUGAACUGGCCUCGAGCCCAUGGGCUCUCGACUGUGAGCUGUGGCCCAGGACUUCAGACAGCGUGUACGUCAUUGAAGAUCACCAGUGUGACGAGUUCCACGCCCUUGUAACAGCGGAUCAGCUCGACAAGAAACAGAAACUGGGACAGAGGCGGGAACUCCUGGGUCUGCUCAACAAAAACUGGGUUACUGGGGACCACUACUCUCAGUACAAGCAGGCUCAGGUGUUUAACAGCCAGGGACACAAGCUGAAAGAUGCCAGGUCGUCUUUCACCCAUUACCUGACCACAUUGCCUUGGGUUCCAGCGUUCAGAGCAGACCUGGGCAGCUAUGAUCAGCACACUGUGGAGUACAUGUGCCCUAGCAAGGUGUACCUGUAUUCUCCCGGGGUCUUCAGUCUCUUGGGAGUUCAUGUCAAUUAUGUUGACAUGAGUCCCAGUGAAUUUACUAACUCAAUUGGAAUGAAACAUUCUGUUUCCAUUGAAGAAGUGAUCACGCACUUGAAGUCGUGGUGCACAAAGAAAUCGGGUGGCUCAUCUGAAGAAAUCGAAGGAGCUGAUUUUACAACCAGUGUACAGCACUUGCACAAUGUCUACACGUACCUCUACGAAAACUGCAAUCCGACUCAGCUAAAAGACUUGUUUCUGCACACGCCUGCUGUUUUCAUAGCCUAUGAAAGAACGGAAGAAAUGUGCUCUGGGAGGUUCUACUUGAAAAAGGAAGUCUGCUGGAAUGAUCCUACCGAAAUGUUCCUGCGGUACAAGGAUCAGAUCCGAAAGUCAGAUGGUUGUGUGCAGGAGCCACGCAUUCUGGCUCCAUUUUACGGCCAAUUACAGAACAUGAAGGAUUUAUUCUGUAAGUGUUUAGAUGUGGAACCCAAUCCUUCAAUGAAACAGUAUGUGGACCUUCUGGAGCUAAUUUGCAGCCCGAAGUUACUGCCCACUGCAGAAAUUCUGCAGGAUGUUUCCAUCAUUUAUGCAAAACUAGCUGACAAGUGUAAAACCCCAGAGGACCAGGAGAGCGAACUUCAGAUGGACAGAAAUCGCUGCGUUUUUCUGAAAGAAAUGUUAAGUGACAAGAAAGUCUUUCCAACCAAGGAUCUCUGCUGGGUGACACUGGCAAGAAGACCUCUCAUUCCAGACAACAAGACUCUGGAAAAGGUUUUCAAAUCCCACACUCAAGUGUGUCUGCUCAGUCUUCCGCCUGCAGAGGUGAAGCCUUCCAGGGCCAAAACAGACUUAAAGCAAGGGAAAAGGAUUAUGAAUGACAAGAACUUGACAUUCAAUGAGAAGGACAGAGCUCUCUUCCUGGAAAUCUGUGGGAUAAAGAAACUCUCCGAGUGCGUGACUACCCAGGCCCAGACUGAAAACUACAGACCCUGUCCCCCGGUGCAGGCCCUGAUCCGGAAGGUGGUGCCUUACAUUCAGAAAUUUCUGUACUAUCAUGACGAACUUGGAAACAUUUAUGAAGACCUCCAGGAAAGAAACAUUGCUCAGCAAAUCAAGGCACUGUCUUUUGGUCAGGUGGGUAAACUAUACAUACAGUAUCAGCUAAACUUGCCUGAUGAGGAGCCUUUGUAUGAAAGAGAGGAUGUGAUAUGCCUUUUAAAGGACAACAAAGAACUUUAUAUCCAAAAAGACCACAUCACCUCCACACUGGAUAUUUGGAGAGAGAUUGUGAAGCUCUUCAGUACCAAGGACAAGUAUAUGAAGGAGCUGGAACGCUUUCUGCAAGGGCUGAUGUCCUGUCUGGAUGACGAAGCAGCGUUGACGAGAUUCCUGAAAACAGAAGACAUCCGUGAAAUUCCGAGCACUGAGGAGAAAUGGGAGGUUCCAGAACCUGUGGAGAUAAGGCUGGAGCCCAGAGCAAUCCAUUCAGAAGACCACAUCAGCAAGUCAGCCAGCACCACAGAGGAGGAGAGGAGAGGGGGUGUUGAGGACGGGGAGAAGACACUGGCAUGUUGGCCACCAAAGUCAUCCUUGCAUGGAGCCACGAGCAACUACACAGGGCAGGCAGCAGAAGCAGUGAUGAAGAUGUGGCCCCCCCCAGCCGAACCUUCCCCCUCAGACCUAAGGGGCCCAGCUAUGAGCUUUAAAACCCAAGGGGCCAGGGCCAGUGAGGCUGCAGCUGAAGUGAAGGAGAACAAGCACCCAGACCUCCAUGGAGACCAGCCCAGCGGAGUCACCGCAUGGCACCCUCUGGAUCUUGAUGGCGCAUUAAGCGGGCAGAGGCCUGUUGACACUCAACCGAAACCCGGCAAAAGCAGAACCAGUCCUGAUUCUGGGCAGCCUGUAGCUGAAGACGCUGUAGCUGCUGGACCAAACCCCUCAGAACCUUCGAACAUGAGCCUCCAGCCCCCUCCAGUGCUGGAAGCAGAUUCUACCACAUUCCAGGGCACAGACAUCCAGCGUCCACCCAUUCCCCUAGACAGCCCAGUCUGGGCCAAAGAGAAGCCACACCAGGCCAUGCUGGAGGACCUGGUCAUCGACAACACUGUUUCCAGGCCUAAGACAGUGGCUCUACCGGACGAGAGCACGAGCUCUGUGGCCGUCGGAGAGUGGGGGGAGCGCUAUGUCUACAGUUUCCUAACGAACUGGAAGGACAGUGGAAGCCCCGAUGGGCCCGUGGACAUCAUCUGGAGCAACCAAGACGGAGAGAGCGGCCAUCCGUACGAUUUCAAAGUCACCUUCGGCACCGCGAGCAACGGCCCAUCUGUGGUCUUCAUCGAGGUUAAGGCCACCGUGAAGGCAGAGAGAAGCCUGCUGCACCUGUCAGCCAACGAGCUGAGCCUGGCGCUGAAGGAGAAGGAUCGGUACCACAUCUACAGGGUGUACAAUGCCGGGGACGUGGAGAAUGCCCGCCUGUGCCGAAUUAAAAAUUUAGCCCAGAAGCUCCAUGCCAAGGAACUGGAGUUGUUCCUGUUUGUGUAGUGCCUAUAUGAUCAGAGACCUUUUUAAGUAUAUAAAAGGAACAAAUAUAAGAGUUGUUCAAUCUAUUAUUUCAUCUGAAAAUCAUACAGGGUGCAGAGUAACUAAAAAUGCACUGAAGUUCAGUGCCGUUACUGAUUUUAUAUUUUAUUGGGCAAUUGAUUUCUGUAGGUUUAGCUCUUUUUAUCUGACAAUUGUGUUUUUAAAUGUGUAAUGUCAUGUGUAGUAUAACUAAACCAAGAUUCCACAAUAAUUGUGUCAACAGGCAAGAACCUAUGAUCAGGUUUUGCCUGGAUGAUAGAUCUUAAUUUUUAUUUCAUCCAGAGUGCUAAAACUCUGUUUUAUACUCUGUUUUUAUUGAUAUACAGUAUACAGGUACUGUAUGUGCAGCUUUUAUAAGCAUUUUAACAGUAACAUAACAGUAACAUGGCAUGGGCCUUAACUAUACGCCAUCGAUACAAUACAGUAGAACUCAUGCUUAGAUUGUUAUUUGAAUUGUGCAUUCAUUCACCAUGGCUAUAGGAUCAGGUUCCACCCAUUUGUAACUUUGGAACUAUACCAUUCACCAAACAAAAAUUAAACUGUGCUCAAAGUA